AUGGAUCCACCUCCCGAGUCACUGCGUUCUGUGUGGUGUGCGAUUCUCUUCCGAGCGCUAAAGGCACUCGAGCAGGCCAACUCGAACAGGAGUUCUUUUACUGCGAGGGAAAUCAUCGACUACGUCGACGCACACUGGGAUCAAGUUGCACAGGGUGCAGAGUUCCGUCGCAAGUUCAGUGUGGAACUCACAAGAAGACUUCAACCAGACAGUGCUCUCGUCGAGUUGGACAGGAACCCAAGUGCGCUUGACGCUGAGCAGACGCACGAGGCAUAUUGGAAGCUUCGGCUGGGUGUGGACUCCUAUGACUGGAGCCUGAUAACCGAGGAACAUGCAAGCCGCCUCGCCGAUGAUCUGGACCUAGAGCCUGCGCCCAAGCGGGCUCGCUCUACGUCCGCGGAAACGAAGAGCACCGCUUCACUGCUGUUAGCGCCAGCACCUGGAACAACUGCAUCGGGGUCGCCAGAAACCCCAACUGAACCACAACGCGUCGCGACUUUGGCAGACAUCGAAUCAUCCACUGGUCGCACUUCUGCUGUGUCGAAUCGAGCAGAAGAGAGGUCUGCGUCUGGUCCGGCGGGCGUGCCGCGCACCGAAGGAAACACCAGAACACGACACGGGGGGCAUUCGGCCCGCUCCGCUGCAACCGAUGGUGGACAACGUACCAUUCGACGAGGUGGACUUGUCGCCCAGUUCAGUGAAUCUGUGCUGGCUCGUUUAAAAGCCGGUGUGCCCGUAGAGGAAAUCGAUCCCUUAGAGCUCAUCGAUGAUGCCGCAAUUCUGGAAUGGAGGAAACCGCCGCGUGGGGUGCCCUACACCCUAAGCGAGCACCAGCGAGAUCCAAAGCUUCAGUUAUCGUCGGACCUCUUAACGGUGACUGGAGAGCGCGGCUUCCGCAGUAUACGCGGUAUUCAUGGCGUUGCGACUGGUGACUGGUUCUUUGAGAUCCAGGUGCUGGCAGGGGAACCGCCACCGCUGCCCUGCCACGAGAGCGUCGUCGAUCGCGAUGGAGUCCAGCCUCAUAUAAGAGUCGGGUUCGGCUCCUGCCGGGCUGAGGUAUCCUUCCCGGUCGGUUGGGAAGUUCACGGCUAUGCGUAUCGGGAUAAGACUGGCGACAAGGUUCACGACUGCAUCCCGGAGGCAUACGGUUCCUGUUGGGGCCAGCUCGGUGACGUGAUCGGUUGUCGAAUCUGCCUGCCACCGAGUCUUGACGCUCGCGAAGAGGCUCUUAUUCGACGACUCGAUGAUGCCUGGUUUGAUUUCAAAGGCAUGAACAUGGGUCUCGGGAGCAAACCGAAAAUGCCACCGCCAACAGAGCUCCUCUAUACCACGGACAGAGAGUCAAGCCAUGUCGCCACUGGUACCUAUAUUGAAUUUUUCAAGAACGGUGUCUCGCAGGGUAUCGCAUUCCGGAACCUAAUACCUGCUGUAUACUAUCCGAUGAUUUCUCUGUACAUGGGAGCCAGAUGUCGAGCCAACUUUGGAGCGGAACCUUUCCGCACGAGCAUUCCCCCAGGCUGUCGAGGUUUUUGCGAGUCAACGCCGCCACCGUGGACGUUGACCCCGGAAGCAAACGCGGACUCUGCGACAUUUAGGUCUGACGACGGUCACACUGGUCCGUAUGUCCCGGGAAUCAGCACAAUAGAGACACUAGAAGCGUAG
Molecule: messenger RNA, 1662 nt
Organism: Cyanidioschyzon merolae strain 10D
Lineage: Eukaryota; Rhodophyta; Bangiophyceae; Cyanidiales; Cyanidiaceae
Product: similar to trithorax protein ash2
Exons: 1
Coding region: 1-1662 (553 amino acids)
Cellular component (GO): Set1C/COMPASS complex
Molecular function (GO): transcription cis-regulatory region binding; protein binding
Source: RefSeq, a predicted model, not a curated record